AUGUCUCCAUCCAGCCCAAAUGACGGAUUGGAUUCAACCGAUGACGGCGAAGUUCGUCUGGAGGCGAGCGUUGAUGUAGACAAUGACUCCGCAAUCGGAGUUAAGGACGAUGAAUUAUCGACUGCAUCUCUAAGCUCUAGUAUUCGAGAUUAUCACAUGAUCAACGGACGCGGAUAUCAUCGCGAUGAGAUUAAGACUGACGAAAUAUCGCCAGAUCUCCAGAGCCAUCAGCUGUUACUCACCUUUGGCGGGAAAAGAUAUUUUCCACCAAAUGCCGAGACUGCCAAGCGGGUUCUCGAUAUUGGAACAGGCACUGGAAUGUGGGCUGUCGAGUUUGCCGACGAACAUCCUCAUUCCGAGGUUUUUGGUAUUGAUAUCGCUGCUAUCCAGCCAGCUUUUGUUCCUCCUAGCUGCACUUUCGAGAUCGACGAUGCUGAAAAAGAAUGGACUUGGACUAAACCAUUUGAUUUCAUCUUUGUGCGUCUCAUGCCCGGUUGUAUAGCUGGCUGGGACAAGUUCACCGGCCGGUGCUUCAAGAACUUGGAGCCUGGAGGUUGGCUAGAAGUUAUUGAUCCUGCUUUUCCUGCCAAGUCCGACGACGGAACACUAAAACCCAACUCUCCAUUGCACAAAUGGGAUGAGCUAACUGCCAAAGGAGCUAAGGCACUAGGACGUUCCUUUAGUGAAGCCGUCAACCAUGAAGUCCGUCUGAAAAGGCACGGAUUCAUCAACGUUACUCGCAAGGCGUUCAAGUGGCCUACCAACACUUGGCCAAAAGAUCCAAAACAAAAAGAGAUUGGGCUUUGGGCGCUGGCGAAUAUUGAAAGAAACUUAGAGUCUAUCAGCUCAUUCUUGCUGAGGCAGGGGCUUAAUAUGAGUCAGGAAGAGAUUGUGGUGUUUAUUUCACAAGUCAGGGCCGAGAUGCGAAACACAAAGGUUCAUGCAUACUGGGAGGUUUUCGUAGUCACUGGUCAGAAGCCGAACUGA
This is a messenger RNA of Fusarium venenatum, 987 nucleotides long. The record is from RefSeq and is a predicted model, not a curated record. NCBI's taxonomy places the organism in Eukaryota, Fungi, Ascomycota, Sordariomycetes, Hypocreales, Nectriaceae.